GCUUUUCUCGCCUCUCAUCAUCUAAACAAUCAUCUUGCUCUUGACCACCACCUUCACUACGAGCGACGAUGUCGCUCCAAGUAAAUCUGUCCAGCCAGGACAUCGCGAAGGCGUAUAACGACGUCCUGAACGCGAAUGGAAUCGACUGGGCGCUGUUCACGUAUGAGAAGGGCACGAAUGAUCUUAAGGUGCAGAGCACGGGGAAUGGGGGGCUGGAAGAGCUGGAAGAGGAAUUCUCGGAUGGAAGGAUACAAUACGCGUUCGCCCGUGUCGUGGAUCCCAAUAGCCAGCUCCCCAAGUUCGUCCAGAUCAAUUGGUGCGGGGACGGCGUGCCCGAGGUCAAGAAGGGACUCUUCCACACGCACUCAAACGCCGUAUCGCGCUUCCUCCGCGGCGCGCACGUCGUCCUUCAAGCUCGCAAUGAGUCCGACGUCGCACCUUCCCUCAUAAUGCAGCGUGUUGAAGCUGCUUCCGGAGCGAAGUACUCCUCUCAUAAGGAGGCCCCGCGCAAGUUUGAGCCCAUCGCGCCUGUCGGGUCGUCCUACAAGCCCGUCGGCCGCCCGGAUAUCGCAGCCAUGAAAGCAGCGCCACCGCCC
Messenger RNA from Schizophyllum commune H4-8, 596 nucleotides. Its product is annotated as actin depolymerizing protein. The record is from RefSeq and is a predicted model, not a curated record. The annotation marks the transcript as partial. NCBI's taxonomy places the organism in Eukaryota, Fungi, Basidiomycota, Agaricomycetes, Agaricales, Schizophyllaceae. Gene Ontology annotation, cellular component: actin filament; plasma membrane; cortical actin cytoskeleton. Gene Ontology annotation, biological process: regulation of actin filament polymerization. Gene Ontology annotation, molecular function: actin filament binding. The transcript has 4 exons.